CUGCACCACCCGCCCCACUUUUUUCAACGAAACAAUCCCACGUCCCCCACUCCAUUUAAAUAACCUUCUCUUUUCUUUAUUUCUAAGUUUCAAUCAAACACUAAUUCGGUUAUAAUACACUUCCAUCUUCCAACCAAAUUAAUCUUUCUUAACAUAUACAUUCAUGCGGAUGAGUUGCAACGGUUGUCGAGUCCUUCGCAAAGGCUGUACUGAAAGCUGCACUAUAAGACCUUGUCUCCAAUGGAUUCCUAGCGCUCAAUCCCAAGCCAAUGCCACCCUUUUCCUUGCUAAAUUCUACGGCCGUGCUGGUCUUAUUAAUCUUAUUUGUGGUGGCCCUCAGAAUCUCCGUCCUGCAGGAGUUUUUAAAUCAUUGCUAUACGAAGCAUGCGGUCGGAUAGUGGACCCAGUUCAUGGUUCGGUCGGGUUGAUGUGCUCCGGGAACUGGCAUCUGUGUGAAGCAGCCGUCGACGCGGUUUUAAACGGGGCGCCGAUUAAACAAGUUCCUUCUGAAUUGUCGGCUACCAAGUGCCCGCCGCUUAAAUCCUCCUUUGACAUUCGACACGUUUCAAAAGACAAGAAAUCCAAUGAUGGGCUUCGCAAAGUUAAGUCCCGGGGAAGGUUCAAGCGGUCGGCUUCAAAACCGAAGCCGAAGCUGGAGGAGGUUGUUUUUGAACCGGUGAGUAAGGGAGGAGAUAGUUGGGAAGGUGACUGCUUAUCGGUGGAGACGGUGGAGGGUUCGUUGGCUAAGGGUGACGAGUUAGGCGAUGGGAGUGAUUUGGAGUUGGAGUUGACUUUAGGGUUGGAACCCAGGACAAAGAACAGAGGGAAUAAUAUCAACGGCCGCGGUGAUGCCACGUGUGGAGGCCGCGUAGAGGGUUUAUGUUAGGUUUUUGGUAUUUAUAGGAAAUAUUAGAGUUAGAGAGUUAGAUUUGUGGUAAAUAGCUUGAAGAGGAAAAGUGUUAAAAAGUUAUACAAGUUUGUUUUUGUUUGAGUAAGAAAAAUUAUAGAAGUCAUAAAAGUCGUUUAUUUGUUACAA
This is a messenger RNA of Gossypium arboreum, 1036 nucleotides long. Its product is annotated as LOB domain-containing protein 40-like. Lineage: Eukaryota; Viridiplantae; Streptophyta; Magnoliopsida; Malvales; Malvaceae. Gene Ontology annotation, biological process: regulation of gene expression. The record is from RefSeq and is a predicted model, not a curated record. The coding region runs from base 164 to 886 and encodes 240 amino acids. The transcript is spliced from 2 exons.